Messenger RNA from Cladocopium goreaui, 1170 nucleotides. The record is from the annotation of a GenBank genome assembly. NCBI's taxonomy places the organism in Eukaryota, Dinophyceae, Suessiales, Symbiodiniaceae.
CCAAAACCGCACGCGGGCACGCGGCUAAAAAUUGGCCGUUGGUAGUUUCUGAGCCCUUCGAUGUUUGAUGCAUCCAACUUGGGCGUGGUUUGCGUGAAAAUCCGCAAAGUUUCAGAGCUGAAACUGAUCAUCGACAAUUUGAACGAUGAUUUGGUGCUGAAGACCGAUUUGCUGAUCGGCGAAAAGCUGCUGGAUGAGGGGAAGCAAAUGGGUCUCAUCGGAAAGGAGGUGGUAGAGUCGCUGGUGCAGUUGGAGGCCCACAUCAAGGAGCACCAUGUGCUGAACGGCCAGGGCAGGUAUGAUCCUGCAAUAGACCUCUCCUUCCUCAACAUGUCCAAUAUGAAGGACAGCUGUAAGCAACUGAAAGAGCAGAUGCGAAAGCAGGAUGAAGAAAAGAGGCGGAAGGAGCAGGAAGAUCUGCAGGCUCAGAUGGAUGAAGAGGACUUGCGUGAGAAUCAACAGCUACUGCAAGAGGCAGGAGAUCUAUCUUACAAGGUCCCCACGAGAGACUGGGUGGCUCCCAAUAUCCAAGAGGAAUUUCAUCCGAAACCUUUGCCCAGCGACGAGCCCUUGAAAAUCAACAAGACGGAACGUCGAAUCACACGCUAUAUGACUGCCGAGCCAGAUGACAAAGGGAUCGUGAAGGUGUACAUUGAUGACCCUGACGUGGCAAAUGCAUCGAAAGAGAAUAUCUCAGUUUCGUUCAGCAUGAGAACCUACACCGUCCGGGUCAAGUCUUCGCCACCCUUGCUGUUGGGCCCCGUGGAGUGUGAUGUCAUCGACCCCGACCGGUCGACCUGGCGUUUCUCUCCGGGCAAGCGGCUGACGCUGUCCUUGAUGCUGUCCGAAGCUGGCAAGAUCAAUCAGCAGAACAAGAAGAGAUGGGAUGAGUUGCAAGCCAAAAUGAAAGCUGAGAAGGAGGAGAAAGGUUCCAGCGGUUCGACCGCAGCGGCGAAAGUUGAGCCCAAGCCUGCCGAGCACAGGUCCAGCUCCAAUAGCCUUCCUGAUCGUUACAGAGCAUACGUCAUCGCUUUCAUCCUGGCCUUGUUCUCCAUCGGCUACGGGCUCCUGCUGGCUUCACGAUAGGUCCUGUCCGCAGAUCCGCAGAUCCGCGGCAAAAAGUGUGUGUUGUUGCCGGGCCUCCAGUGCCAUAGUGCCUAACUCGGAAAA